GGUGCUUUGAACGGUCCCUCCACAACACAGACUUACUAGCUAUUUGGCCCUCUUAUACGCUCUGUGCCAUGAGAUAAUGUAACCGUAUUUUUAUUUCAAUUUUAGCAAUGGUUGAUGGUAUUUCUAACCGAAAGAAAAGCAGUACAGAGAAACAGGCUGAGAAAAUGGGGAGUGUUGGGGAGGUUUUGUCCAGUUCCUUUCGUUUUCACACCACCGGCGGGGGAGCCAGCGAAGAAGAUGAAGAAACCCUCCUGCGAUGGGCUGCCUUGCAGAAAUUGCCAACUUACGACCGAUUGAGAAAAACAGUUCUCAAAUCUUUCAUGGAUGAUGGAGGUACAAGGGUUGUUGAUGUUAGGAGGCUGGGCUUCAACGUGAGACAAGAAUUCAUUGAUAGGUUUUUUGAGGUUCCCAAUGAAGACAAUGAGAAGUUCCUUAUUAAGCUCAGAAAUCGAACGGAUCGAGUUGGGAUUAGCCUUCCGAAGGUAGAAGUGAGAUUCAAGAACUUAGACGUUGAGGCGGAUUGCUUUGUAGGCGACAGGGCACUUCCGAGUUUGGCAAAUGCUGCUCGUGACCUAGCGGAAACGCUGCUAAAUUGCUUUGGAAUUAGAUUUGUUCAUCACAAAACCAAACUCAAUAUACUAAAAGAUAUUUCAGGCAUAAAGCCCUCUAGGAUGACCCUCUUAAUGGGACCACCAUCCUCAGGGAAAACAAAACUUUUGGUGGCUCUAUCAGGAAGAUUAGAUCCUAGUUUGAAGAGAAAAGGAGAAAUCACUUACAACGGGCAUACGCUUGAUGAAUUUGUGCCACAUAGAACGUCCGCAUACGUGAGCCAACAUGACAUUCAUGUCGGAGAAAUGACUGUCAAAGAAACCUUGGAUUUCUCUGCUAGAUGCCAAGGGGUUGGAUGGCGUUAUGAUCUGUUGACUAAUUAAGCUUGCAAGAAGGGAAAGAGAAGCAGGUAUUUUUCCUGAGGCAGAAGUUGAUCUUUUUAUGAAGGCAACUGCCAUGCAAGGACAGAAGACCAGCCUAAUUACAGACUACAUUAUCAGGGUAU
Cuscuta epithymum is the source of this 1054-nucleotide messenger RNA. NCBI's taxonomy places the organism in Eukaryota, Viridiplantae, Streptophyta, Magnoliopsida, Solanales, Convolvulaceae. The record is from the annotation of a GenBank genome assembly.